AUGGACGCAGCGAACAAACGCCGAGUGCCGCCUACUGACGUCGAGAAGAAGCGGAGAAACGACAGUCUGCCUCCACGCCUCAGCCGUCCUGCCAGCCGGCAUGGAGCUCGCUCACCCGCGUCCUCAUCCUCGUGGUUUGGCGCGCCUCUCGUGUACGUCGCGCUCCUCUUCUUUGGCUUUAUGAUUUGCGUGCACGUGUGGCAGUUUUCGAGUCUGGAGAUGCGCCCAGUGCUGUCCACGCCCUUUUACAACAAGACGAUGGUGCGAUUCUCCACUAAAUUUGGCGCUUUUACAGUUGAGCUGUACCCGGAGGACGCGCCCAAGACUGUGGAGGCGUUCAAGACGCUCGUGGCGAGCGGGUAUUACCUGAAUGAUACCGGGUUUUACUACAACGAGCCCAAGUUUGUGCUGCAAGGAGGAGGCUAUCUCUCUGGCAAGAAGUCGCCUAUUGACGACUUGCCAGUGGAGUACAGCGCUCCAAGCACGGAGCGGAUGGUGGUGAUUGCUCGCAGCGUCCGGUCCAACUCGGGCAGCACAGAGUUUGCCAUUAUGCUACAUGACAAUACGGAGAGGAACAAGCCAAACAAGGACGGGCCUGGUUACACGGCAUUUGGACGCGUUGUGGAAGGAUGGCACACGAUUGAGUUUAUAUCCAAGAAAAUGCCGUCGGGGUACAUGAUCCGAGAAGACGUUGGCCGUCAGAUUGGCUUUGACAAGGUCGAGUUUGUCGAGCGUGUUACGAACGACAAUGAACAGGCGAGACUACGGCUUGAGGAGCUGACGUACGUGCUGGAGACCCCUCAUAGCGUGGUGAUUAUUGCAGAGAGGAACUGCCCCGUGAAAAACGAGCUACGAAAGAUGCUCCAUAUGUUUCGAACGACCGUGCGUGUCAAGGAGAUCGGCUGGCUGAGCCACGUUCCAUUCGAGUGGGAGGCGGUGGAGGCGCUGACGGGUCGCACGACGCUGCCGCUAGUGUUUAUCCAGGGGAAGUACAUUGGCGGGCUGCGUGAAGUGCAGAAGCUGGAACAAAUGGGCACGCUCCGUGCAAUGCUGGAGAAGAGUGGUACGCUUGCUGAGGACACCGUGUGGACAGCGAUCAAUCAGAACGCUUUGGUGCUUUUUAGCAAGUCGUACUGUCCGUACUGCAAGAAAACCAAAGAGACGCUGGCGGAGCUUGGCGCGAAGCCUUUGGUGUUCGAGCUGGAUACUCGAGAGGAUGGCCCGGCUAUUCAGGCGUUUCUGUUCCGCUUGACGCGUCAGUCCACCGUGCCGAAUCUGUUUAUCCGGAGCAAGAGCGUUGGAGGAAAUGACAAUGUGCAGGAGUUAAAGCGGUCCGGCGAAUUGCUGGGCCAGCUCGAGGACGCGGGAGUCAUUUUUUAA
This is a messenger RNA of Peronospora matthiolae, 1380 nucleotides long. The record is from the annotation of a GenBank genome assembly. Lineage: Eukaryota; Oomycota; Peronosporomycetes; Peronosporales; Peronosporaceae.